This is a messenger RNA of Amaranthus tricolor (Joseph's coat), 4822 nucleotides long. RefSeq names its product putative ABC transporter C family member 15. Gene Ontology annotation, biological process: transmembrane transport. Gene Ontology annotation, cellular component: vacuolar membrane; plant-type vacuole. The record is from RefSeq and is a predicted model, not a curated record. The transcript is spliced from 11 exons. Lineage: Eukaryota; Viridiplantae; Streptophyta; Magnoliopsida; Caryophyllales; Amaranthaceae. Gene Ontology annotation, molecular function: ATP binding; ATP hydrolysis activity; ABC-type transporter activity. The coding region runs from base 105 to 4535 and encodes 1476 amino acids.
CAUAAAGCCACAUGCAUUAAUGUAUUUUUCACCUCCCAUAACCUUUGAAAACAACCAAUUCCCAAUUCAGCUUUGAAUUAGUCAGGUUUUCUCAUCUCAACGCAAUGCUACUACAUCUGGGUUUUGAUGUUUUUCAUUGGGUUUUAGAGAGUUUUUCCAUGGAAAUUAUUCUAGAUAUAGUUAAUGUAGUGUUUUGUAUAUUGUUUUUGACAUGGGUUUUGGUUGAUAUGUUUAACUCGAGGAAUAGUACCACUAAUAUUGAACAUUUCACGUGCACAACGACCAGUAAAACUGAUAUAUUAGUUUAUUCAGUGGGCUUUAAUCUUUUGACUGUUUUUUGUAGUGCAAUAAUGUCUACUUUUUACUUAUCUUAUUGUCUAUAUGAGGCUUUUUGGUGCCACAAAACAAUCUCAUUUAGUUCAAUUUCUACUACCUCAACAUGGGUUUUAUCCACUUUCAUCCUAGUGUAUUCUAGGGAGAAAAUUCUCAAAGAAAACAAGAAAUUACCUUUGGUUCUUAUAGCAUGGUGGGUGUAUUCUCUUGUACAUUAUUUAGUUUUGAUCACAUUUUACAUCAUAACCCACUUAACAUCCAUAAACUUGCAUACCAUAGAUUUUCCCAAGGUUGAUUUUGUUGAUUUCUUGGGUUGCCCAUUAUCAUUUCUUCUAUGCUUCAAUGGUUUGUUCAAUUGUAGAAUGAAAAGUUCCAAACUUGAACUUAAGCAACCAUUAUUGCCUCAUGAACAAGAGAUUAGAGCCGAAAAGGUGUGUUCUCCUUACAAUAGCUCAAGUUUUUGGAGCAAAAUCACAUUUUCAUGGCUUAAUCCAAUGUUUAGAAUUGGUAGAACUCAAUUGCUUGUAUUAGAUGAUAUCCCAUCAGUUCCUCUAUCAGAAACUGCAGAAAAUUCUUCAUCUUUGUUGGAGGAAUCGCUUCGAAACCAGAAAAGCAAUGUGUUCUCUUUACCUAAAGCCAUAUUUUGCAGUAUUAGGAGAUCUUUACUCACCAAUGCCUUCUUUGCUGGGGCUAAUACUGUUGCAUCAUAUAUGGGUCCCCUGCUUAUAACCCAUUUUGUUAACUAUCUAUCAACAAAAUCUGAUAACACUAGCUACCAUGAUGGUUUAACUCUUCCAAUAGUUUUCUUCAUUGCCAAAUGCAUUGAGUCUAUAUCACAAAGACAAUGGUAUUUUGGUGCUUCUCGAAUCGGUAUUCGUGUAAGGGCAUCCAUCAUAGCCUUAGUAUACAAAAAGUCUCUCAACAUCAAGUUGUUUGAUGUUGGGCAAGGCAAUGGAAAAAUCAUUAAUUUGAUAAACGUCGAUGCUGAGAGACUCGGAGACUUGUUUUUGUACAUACAUGGCAUUUGGCUACUUCCCUUGCAAGUGUCUCUUGCCCUUAUUAUUCUUUAUGUAAAUCUCGGUCCUGCACCUGCCUUUGCCGCGCUUUCUUCCACAAUUUUGGUUAUGGUUUUCAACACACCAUUGGCUAGUAGGCAAGAAAUGCUACAUUCCGAGAUCAUGGAUGCUAAGGACUCAAGAAUCAAAGCUACUAUGGAAACUUUAAAGAGUAUGAGAGUCCUUAAAUUGCAUUCUUGGGAAUCUUCGUUCAUCACGAAGCUUACCAAAUUGAGGGAGACCGAAAAGUCAUGCUUGAGCAAGUAUCUAUACACAUCUUCUGCCGUCGCUUUUCUUUUUUGGGCCUCGCCAACUUUUGUUUCAGUUGUUACCUUUAGCGUUUGCAUUUUCGUUGACACACCAUUAACCUCAGGAACUGUUCUUUCUGCUCUUGCUACAUUUAGAAUUUUGCAAGAGCCUAUAUAUAACCUGCCCGAACUUAUCUCAAUGAUUGCACAAACACGGGUAUCAGUUGCUCGACUCGAGAGCUUCCUAAGCGAUGAAAACGAGUUGAAAUUGCUAGCAUACCGGAAAUUUAGAGCCUCUAAUCUUGCAAUCGAUAUUGAGUGCGGAGAAUAUUGUUGGGAAACAAGCAAUCCUUAUGGUAGGAAACCGACAAUUAGCUUAAGCGACCAGCUUAAAAUCGAAAAGGGUUGCAAAGUAGCGGUUUGUGGGUCAGUUGGUUCGGGAAAAUCAAGCUUACUUUGUAGUAUCCUUGGUGAAAUCGCACGAAUAUCCGGUAGGGAGAUUAAGGUGUAUGGAGAAAAAGCAUAUGUUCCUCAGAAUUCAUGGAUCCAAACAGGUACAGUUCGGGAUAACAUAUUGUUUGGGAAGGAUAUGAAUAAGGCAAUUUAUGAGGAGGUUCUAGAAGCGUGUGCUCUGAACAAGGAUCUUCACAUGUGGACUGACGCUGAUAUGUGCAUAGUAGGAGAGCGAGGGAUCAAUUUAAGCGGAGGUCAGAAACAACGGAUUCAGCUUGCUAGGGCGAUAUAUAGUGAUGCUGAUGUUUAUUUCCUCGACGAUCCAUUUAGUGCUGUCGAUGCGCAUACUGGUGCACACCUGUUCAAGAAGGCUCUUAUGCAAAAGCUGUCAGGGAAAACUGUCGUAUACAUAACCCAUCAGCUCGAAUUCUUGCGUGCUGCAGACAUUGUUCUGGUGAUGAAAGACGGUAGAAUUAUUCAAUCAGGAAGAUACGAAGAUUUGAUUACAUACCCAGAUGGGGAACUCGUCAAACAAAUGGAAGCCCAUAAAAAAUCACUAGAACAAGUAAAUGCCAAUGACACAAAUGCAAGAUUAUCCUCAGUUACUCAAGCUGAACUUAUAGAAGAAGAUUUUUCAUGCUCUAUUCAGUAUGAUAAACUAGCCAAAACUAACGAAGAGGAAGCGGUAAGAGGACGAGUGAAUUGGAACGUAUAUUCUACUUUCAUCACAGCUGCAUAUGGAGGAGCUCUGGUUCCUGUCAUCCUACUUUGCCAGAUUCUUUUUCAAGGACUGCAAAUAGGGAGCAAUUACUGGAUCGCUUGGGCAACCGAGGAGGAGGAUCGAGUUAGCCAUCGAGAACUGAUGGCAUAUUUUGUUUUGAUAUCUGGUGGAAGUUGUGUCUUCAUAUUAGGGAGGACGGUUUUUCUUUCGACUAUAGCGAUCGAGACUGCUCAACAGAUGUUCCUCGGUAUGAUCAAAUCAGUUUUCCGUGCUCCUAUAUCUUUUUUCGACUUCACACCAUCUAGUCGAAUAAUCAGCAGGUCAUCUACUGAUCAAAGUACUGUCGAUAUGGACAUUCCCUAUAGAUUGGCCGGUCUAGUUUUCGCUCUGAUUCAGCUACUUAGUAUAAUUCUCCUCAUGUCCCAGGUUGCAUGGCAAGUCUUUCUGAUUUUUGUUGCUGUAUUCGCCAUCUCUUGUUGGUAUCAGGCUUAUUACAUAAGUACUGCACGAGAGUUGGCUAGGAUGGUAGGGAUUCGAAAAGCUCCUAUUCUUCACCAUUUUUCCGAAAGUAUGGUGGGUUCUUCAACUAUCCGAUGUUUCAAUCAAGAGGGUCGUUUUUACGAAAAACUUAUCGGUUUGGUGAAUGAUUAUUCUCGAGUUACAUUCCACAACAUUGCUGCUAUGGAAUGGCUUUCUACGCGAAUCAACUUUUUGUUCAACUUGGUCUUCUUCAUUGUUCUAGUUAUCUUAGUUAUGUUGCCAAGAUUGGCCAUCGAUCCAAGCUUGGGGGGUCUAGCCGCCACAUACGGACUAAAUAUGACCGUUCUACAAGCUUGGAUAAUAUGGAACUUGUGUAAUGUAGAAAACAAAAUGAUAUCAGUCGAAAGGAUUCUCGACUUUUCGCGACUUCCAAGUGAAGCGCCUUUAGUUAUAGAAGAUUGUAGGCCAGAAUCAGAUUGGCCGAGUGAAGGGUUUAUCGAAUUCGAGAACUUGCAUGUCCGGUAUUCCCCUGCUCUGCCCAUGGUGCUUAAAGGCAUCACCUGCACCAUACCUUCCAAGAUGAAAGUUGGAGUCGUUGGAAGGACGGGCAGUGGAAAGUCUACUCUCAUACAAGCCCUUUUCCGGGUGGUUGAGCCUGCACAAGGGCGUAUUCUUGUUGAUGGACUUGAUAUCGGUACAUUAGGUCUGCAAGAUUUGAGAUCCAAGCUGAGUAUUAUACCACAAGACCCUACACUGUUCCAAGGUACUGUGAGGGCUAAUCUCGACCCAAUGGAGGAGCAUUCCGAUCAAGAGAUAUGGGAGGUACUCAAUAAGUGUCAUGGCCUUGCUAGUAUUAUAAGGCGAGAUGAAAGACUUCUUGAUGCACCCGUAGCAGAAGAUGGAGAAAACUGGAGCGUAGGACAACGACAGUUAGUUUGUCUGGCAAGGGUGCUACUCCAAAGGCGGAGAAUCCUCGUCUUGGAUGAAGCUACAGCAUCAGUCGAUACAGCAACUGAUAAUAUAAUUCAAAAGACGGUUAGAGAAGAAACAAGCGAGUGUACUGUCAUUACUGUCGCACACAGAAUACCAACUGUCAUCGACAACGACCUUGUCUUGGUUCUCGACCAAGGCAAGAUCGCGGAGUAUGACUCUCCGGCUGAAUUGUUGAAAGAUAGCUCUACCGCGUUUUCAAAAUUGGUGAACGAAUUCCUGAGUAGAUCAUCUAAACAUUUCAAUGAGACAUAGGAACAAACGAUAACCACGAAUGACUUAACGUCCUUACGAUCACUCUUUCGACAUCAUGACUGAUUCGAGUUUUCAAGAAGAGCGAAAAGUAGCAUAGGCUCUGAAGUGUAAUGUGUACAUAUGUAGUUCUUGAUCCUGGAUCUUACACAAGUAGAAAGGAAAUUAAUUGAUUUUUGUAGUUUUCAAUAUUUAGUCAUGUAAUAUGAGUACUAAGAAGAAUGUGCCCAUUCAUGCUUUACUUUUUUUUAUUGUAAAUAAUAUAUAUUUUAUGAAAUUUUUAUGCCACC